Messenger RNA from Clarias gariepinus (North African catfish), 4716 nucleotides. RefSeq names its product importin 13b (gene ipo13b). The transcript is spliced from 21 exons. Gene Ontology annotation, cellular component: cytoplasm; nuclear membrane. The record is from RefSeq and is a predicted model, not a curated record. Gene Ontology annotation, biological process: protein import into nucleus. NCBI's taxonomy places the organism in Eukaryota, Metazoa, Chordata, Actinopteri, Siluriformes, Clariidae. The coding region runs from base 367 to 3264 and encodes 965 amino acids. Gene Ontology annotation, molecular function: small GTPase binding.
CGCAGCCGAAGAGAGAGGGAGAGAUGUGGGAGGAGGGAAGAAGGGUUUUAGGAAACACUGCCCCAUUGAGAAGCGAUACAGCUAUAUUUUUUAUGAACGUUUAAUGACUUUGGCAGGCAGUAAUCCGAAAAAGUGUCCUAUAAUGUGGGCUUCAGCUGCAAGGCGUUUAGAGUAGGAGAGAAAAUAAACAAACAUGGCUGAGCAAUGCUAGCUUCUCAGUCGCUAGCUAACGAUAAGACAUCGCGCCCAGGCUCGUGUUUAGAUAGCUAAAGCUUUAGGUGGUGAAAGAAACAAAAGAAAACAGUAAGGAGGAGAAGAAUAGCGUGAAAGCUACAAGAGAAGACGAGGCUGUGUUGAGUAUCUGUCAUGUUCGCCUGUUCUGAGAGCAUGGAGACACCGGCUAGGACAGCAGCGAGCACCGCCGACUUCACCGUGGACAACGUGGAGAAGGCUCUGCACCAGCUGUAUUAUGACCCCAACAUUGAGAAUAAGAACCUGGCACAGAAGUGGCUGAUGCAGGCUCAGAUCUCACCUCAGGCAUGGCAGUUCUGCUGGGCUCUGCUCAGUCCUGACAAGGUCCCAGAGAUCCAAUACUUUGGCGCCAGCGCGCUACACACAAAGAUCUCACGCUACUGGGGUGACAUCCCUGCUGAGCAGUAUGACACCCUCAAGACGCAGCUUUUCUCCCAGAUUGCCCUGUUUGCCUCAGGCUCUAAAAUUGUGCUGACACGGCUGUGUGUGGCCCUGGCUUCACUGGCACUUAACACUAUGCCCGAGGCGUGGCCUGGCGCUGUUUCAGAGAUGGUGCGGGUCUUCCAGGAGGAGGGAACCACUGUGGACGGGCGCGCUCGCUGUCUGGCGCUACUCGAGCUCCUCACAGUGCUACCCGAGGAGUUCCAGACAAGCCGGCUACCUCAGUACCGCCGAGGGCAGGUGCGGGGUGCUCUGGGCCGAGAGUGGACAUCUGUUUAUCCGCUGCUUCAGCAGCUGCUGCGUCAAGCUGACUCACCAGCGCCAGUGAAGGCACGUGCACUUAAGUGCCUCUCUAGCUGGGCGCUGCUGGAUGUACCGCUCAGCGAGAGCGAGGGUCUGCUGGAAGCCGGUUUCGGUGCACUCAAUGAUCCCGAACUGUUUGAUGCUGCCGUGGAAGCCAUCGUCAACGCCAUCUCGCAGCCUGACUCACAGAGGUAUCUGAACACUUUAUUGAAGCUCGUUCCACAAGUUCUGCAGCUCCAGGAUCAGCUACGGGAAGCUGUACAAAAUGGAGACAUGGAGACAUCACAUGGGAUCUGUCGAAUCGCUGUCUCCCUGGGAGAGAACCAUUCCAGGGCUCUACUGGAGCAGGUGGAGCACUGGCAGGGUUUCCUGGCGCUGGUCAAUAUGAUUAUGUUCUGCACUGGGAUCCCUGGGCAUUACCCUGUCAACGAGACCACAAGCUCUCUUACACUAACAUUCUGGUACACUCUGCAAGAUGACAUCAUGUCAUUUGAGGCAGAGAAGCAGGCGGUGUAUCUGCAGGUUUACAGACCUGUGUAUUUCCAGCUGGUGGAUGUGCUGCUUCACAAAGCUCAGUUCCCUAGUGAUGAGGAGUAUGCCUCCUGGUCAUCUGAUGAGAAGGAGCAGUUCAGGAUCUACAGGGUCGACAUAUCUGAUACCCUGAUGUACGUCUAUGAGAUGCUGGGAGCAGAGUUGCUUAGUAACCUUUAUGACAAGCUCGGCAGACUGCUUACCAACGCUGAUCAACCAACAUCCUGGCAGCAUACAGAGGCUCUGCUGUAUGGUUUCCAGUCCAUAGCAGAAACAAUAGAUGUGAACUACUCCGAUGUCAUUCCCGGCCUGAUUGGCCUCAUUCCCAGAAUCAACAUUAACAAUGUACAGCUAGCUGACACGGUCAUGUUCACUAUAGGAGCGUUGGCAGAGUGGUUAGCGGAUCACCCAGUGAUGUUGAGCAGUGUGUUACCAUUGGUACUGCAGGCAUUAGGGAAUCCAGACCUUUCUAUUUCUAGCGUUUCCACCCUGAAGAAGAUCUGCAGGGAGUGCAGAUAUGACCUGCCGCCCUAUGCUACAAACAUUGUUGCUGUUUCACAGGAAGUGCUUAUUAAACAGAUCCACAAGACAAGUCAGUGCAUGUGGCUGAUGCAGGCUCUAGGUUUCCUGUUGUCCGCGCUGCCAGUUGAGGACAUUCUGCACAAUCUACACUCCCUCAUUACGCCCUACAUCCAGCAGCUGGAAAAACUGGCUCAAGAGACACCAAACCCCUCUAAUAAGCUGGCUAUCAUACACAUCUUGGGCCUGCUUUCGAACCUUUUCACCACCCUGGACAUCACCAAGCAGGAAGACGAAUCUGGAGAAGGUGCUCCAUCUGUAAAAUCCAGCACACCUCAAACCGGCCCCAACCCAGUAGUGGUGGUGUUGCAGCAGGUUUUUGCCCUCAUUCACACUGUCCUUAGUAAAUGGCUGAAUGACUCUCAGGUUGUAGAGGCUGUGUGUGCUAUCUUUGAAAAGUCAGUAAAGACUCUCCUUCAUGACUUUGCUCCUAUGGUGUCUCAGCUGAGUGAGAUGCUGGGUCAGAUGUACAGCACUAUCCCACAAGCCUCUGCAUUAGACCUGACACGUCAGAUGAUGCAUAUAUUUGCCGGCGAAUCAGACCACUUUCCCCCAAUCAAAGCCCUGUUUGAGCUGGUCACCUCCGUUACCCUUACCAUCUUUCAGCAAGGGCCCAGGGAUCAUCCUGAUAUUGUUGAUUCAUUUAUGCAACUCCAAGCUCAGGCUCUCAAACGGAAGCCCGAUUUGUUUUUAUCUGAGAAUCUUGACGUGAAAGCGGUGUUCCAUUGUGGAAUUUUGUCACUAAAAUUUCCAGAGGCCCCUACUGUCAAGUCUACUUGCCUCUUCUUUACUGAGCUAUUGCCGCACUGCGCCGAUGUUCCUCCUGUGGCCCAGGUUGUGCAAGAAAAUGGCAAGCUCCUGUUGCUGGCUGUCCUUGAGGCAAUCGGAGGUCAGUCUUCACGCAGUCUAAUGGACCAGUUUGCAGAGGUGUUGUUCUCUAUGAAUAAGCACUGUUUCAGUUUGCUCACUGUGUGGCUCAAAGAGGCCCUGCAGUCUCCAGGUUUCCCCUCAUCCCGAGUCUCUGACGAACAGAAAGACACAUUCAGCCAGCAGAUCCUUAGGGAGCGAGUGAAUAAGCGACGGGUGAAGGACAUAGUGAAAGAGUUCACCCUGGUGUGUCGAGGGCUGCACGGCACAGAGUAUGCAGCAGAGUACUGAGCACUGAAGUCCAAAGUUUGUAGUGGCUCCAUCACUUUAACGGAAACUCAGACCUGAAUAAUAGCGUAGUGAAAGCCUGACAGGUGGAUAUUGUUCAGAGCAUGCACUGUAAGGAACUAAAGAGGGCACUCUAUAAUAUAUUUUUAGUUUUUUUUUGUUUUUCUUUCUUUGUGCCGGUUUGGACCCUCUUGGAUGUGAGCUGUACUGUUUUAUCGAAGCAGUACUUUUCAUAUACGUCUUUCUCCCUUUGCUCCCCUCGCAACUAUUUCAGCAUGUGCGUUGUUCACUUUCACUUCACCUCCACAACCUCUUCUCAUGUUCUUGAUCUUCCGUGGCUCCUAGGCUGUUUACUUGUGAUAAUUUCUGACAUUGUAUCAACCAUGGAAUAGUGGUAGUUAAAUGUUUUAUUUUGUAAUUUAAAGAUACUGAGAUCUAAAGUAAAUAUAUAUAUACACAUAUAUAAACACAUACUAUCUGUCAGACUGUGGGAAUUGUCCGAGUUAUGGAUCUUGCAGAUACUGCUGCUGACAAAGAGAGGGACCAAUAAUUUUUCUCUGUGGCUUUAUAUAUACAUGUCUGUAUAAUCUAACUAGACUCCACUCAUAACGUGAUUGAGGAGGAGAAAAAAAGGUUAUGACUUUUGUCAUGGCCUUUUUUACGAUUAAAAAUUUAUUAUUUUAAUAUAUAAUGUUGGCAGCAUGCACAAGGUUGAUUAGACUUGAUUUUACAGAUACUCUGAAAAAUUGUGAUAGAACAGACUUUAACGAUCAUGAAAAAAGUUCUGAUUUUAGUUUUCUGCCCUGUGUAUGGUGUCCUCUUGGAAAAGCUGCUGGAAGCCUAUAAUGGCUGUGAGAUACACCUGUAGAUGUCAGUGUGUCAUUUGAGUAGAAAGAAUAUCCAGAAUGUCAGGUAAAAAGAGAGAGCGAGGACAGUGGUCAAGUGUAAGCUGUGCACCCAACACUGUACGGGUGGCAACGAUCAUUUAUUUCGGAUGCUAUUUUGUGUGUAUGUAUGUAUGCACAUGCAUGUGUCGUUGUACACUUGCUUGUCAAGAUUGCAGCUUCUGUACACUGUUGAGUGCACUAAUAAUAAAACUGAAAAUGAUCUACAGUAUACUACAAGUCCACAUGUGUUUGCCAUUAGAAGCCCUUGAAUGGGGCACUUCAGUGGCUGGGUGCCCCUGUGUUUCUGUCCACUGCCCAGCUGCUGCCUGCAAACAUGUAGCAUGUCUGUUUUGUUUUUGAGGCAGUUGAAUCGGGCAUGCAGCAACAGAAUGUGUUGUGUGCAUUUGGCUGGUAAGGAUACUUCCUCAGCCUGCCAUGUUGUUUACCAGUUGUGGAUAUAUUUUAGAGAAGGGGAGGGUGAAGAAAAAAGUGAAGAAAUGUACAUUAGUUUGACUUUUUUUUCUCUCUUUUGUACCAUGUUUUAAUUUAUUAAAUAUCUACGAUGGCC